UGAUUUUAUAUUUACUCUUUUUACAUGGUCCACAGUGUGAUUCUAUAUAUUGAGCCUGAUACCAAGUGGGAGUUUAGAUGUUGAUAUAGUAGCUGAAGCUUAAUUUUCAGUAAUUUGUGGUCAUUAAGUUGCAGAACGUGCAAUUAUCAAUGAUUUCCAUUGGCCACCAAAAAAUGCGAUCGUUAUUUUAGAUAUUGAUUGCGUCGGUGGUGGACUUGUUAGACAUUGUUUGGUCUAUUCUUUUAACUUGCGGAUGCACCCGUUGAUUGUCUCUUAGCCUAUCAGUUUGUAUCAAAAUUACUUGUAAAGCCAUCCAAGAGAACGCAUAUAAGCUUAGGGCCAGUUUAAAAUGGUUGUAUACGAUAUGACUUUGGUUAGAUUAUGAAAUAUGAAAGCACACCACAUUUGAAAGGAUGCUAUAUCUCAUUCUCUAUGGUGUAAAUUGCAUAAAAAAAAAAAAAAUACAGUACUGGGUGCACACAUUGUCCCUGUAUUAUACAUUUGAUUAUCUCACUGUGAGCAAUGUUUUCUAUGUCAUUGACAAUGUUUACACGGUUAAAGGAUACAAGAGGACCGAAGCAGCUUGGGAAAACAUCAGUCAGAAUGGCGUCUGAGGGCAGAGCCCUGGGAGGAAAGAAGGGAAAAUAGGAGUAAAGAUUUAAAUAAUGAGAGGAAGAAACUCAAAGGAAGAUGAAGACUCAGGGUCUGACUGGGACAGCAUGUCAGAAAUGGAACCAGCUCCAAAGAUAGAGAAAAAGCAGGCAUUGAGUCACAGUCAGCAAGUGCCGGCUCCACUUAAGCUUAAAUCAAUGACCUUUGUUGAUCCAGAUGUCAGAAGAGAUCAAAGCGGAGAUAAUCCUCCAUAUGAUUUUAAGCCAGAAGUCAAAGCACCCACCCGAAUAGCAGAGGAAAAGCAAGUCAAACCAGGAAGGCAGAAGAAAGGAAAAACAUAUGAUCCCCAGGGCAGCCAACAGAAGCAUGUUACCUUCAGUGAGACUGAAAAGGAGAAUGAUACACCCACAGUCAACGGCAGUGCAGGAGGACAAGAGAGUGAUUCAGAGGACCCACUCUAUUCAACAGUGAAACCAAAAAGCAAGCAGUCUAUCCCUUCUGGCUCCAGCCAGCAUAGGAAGGGUGACAGCGAAGAAGAUUUCAAAGGGGGGAGAGGCGCCAAGACACAGAAAAAGGGAGUGAAGAAGGCGCUCCAGGGCUUGCGGAAUCCUAAAGCACAGGGAGUGGAUAAUAAGGCCUUUGUGGGGGAUGAUGAACAAGACCCUGUGGACAUGCCACCAAGAUCCCAAGCUCCCUUAGGGCCCAUCUUAAAGAAACCCGCAAAUACCAGUACCCCAACACAGGAUCCAAAUAUCAGCAAGAACCUCGGUACUGUGCCACUGCGACAGAGUUAUACGGGAGACCAGUUUAGGGCCAGUGGCAGUUAUGAGUCACAGCAUUUAAUUUCGAGCUUUGGCUACAAUGCAUUACCUGUGAAAGAAUGUCCACCACCUCUUGUCUUGUCUGUAGGAGAAACUGUCUUGGAAUCAGCUGGGAAAAAGCCAGUGGAAGUCACUAACCGAGCUCUAGGAGAAAUAUUUGCAUUUAUUACUUUUCCAUUCACCUGCUUUGCAUUAUUCUUUCAUCAUUUGCUUAGGUUUAUUCUUUUGGGGAUAAUAAGGCCACUGUUUGUUGACUCUCUGAUUCUCAUAGUGGAGUACCUCCUGCAUCCCUUUGUGAAUGGUGUGGUGAGACCCAUCCUGCUGAGUUUGUAUGGGGCAUCAGCAAGCGUCAGUGAAACGCUUGUGGUGUGUGUGCGUCCAGUCACGACUAUACUACAGUCCUUCAGACUUGUGGAAGUUAAUUACACUAGGAAGUAUUCAAUAGAAGAAAUUUAGGCAUCUUAUGUGUGUGAAAUAGGAUGAUUUAAUUCCAGCCAUUAUUCAGCACAUUUACUGGUUAUGGAGUUUUACAUGUAAUGAUUACUUGAUUGCAUGCUUGGAUAUGCUUAGGUAUUCAUUUGUACAGGAAAUCCACAUUCCUUUUCUUGUAUUGCGAUUAUGUGAUAUAAUAUUUUCUCUAUUUAUUUUAAAUAAGAAUGAGUUGUCAUAUCCCUAGACAUAUAUAGUAUAGUGAACUGCAAACAAGAAAUUUGAAUUAUAAUUAUGAUCCUUUAAGUUGAUCAUUAUAUACUGAUGCUUCACCAAAUGAUGCCCAGGGUGAUUUUUUCCUGUGGGCAACAGAAAUCUCACAUGCCUUAGCACUCUCAGAUAUUACGGAUAUGAGCAUUCUAUUAGAAAGAAUCUCCUCUAGUCUGGUAAAAGAUUAGCCAAAGAGAACACUAGUCAUUUAGAAGAGGAAUCAUUGCUCAAUGACAGCAGUUUCCUUAAUUCCAAAAGGUGCCUGAAUAGUGCCUAAUUAAGUAGUCUGAUAUAUUCUUGUUUGAACACAUUUUUAUAUUUCUUAUGAAGUAGAUUUUUUACCUGCAGCAUUAACUGUUGGAUUUACUAUGUAUAUAUUUGUCUUAUGAGUGUUGGGACCAUUUGAAUAUGGAAUAUGAUUUUAUAGAUAUUUAUUGUAUUUAUUGCACAAUUGGGUAUUUUUCUCUUCAGUAGAUGCACUAUGCAGUAGGAUAUUUCAGGAGCCCAUAGGUUGUGAAAGAACUCCAACUGAUCAAAACUGCAAUUAUGUAAUAGGGCAAUAACAGCAACCAUUUUAUGAUGUACUUCACAUAUACAUGAGUGUAUAUUUAUGCAUAUAUUUUUGUACCUCGGUGCAGGAUUGUGAAAAAUAGUCCAGUGAUAUUUUAGAUAAUUAAGAAAGAUAAUCCUGUACAGGAAAAAAAAGUAUAUACUUACAUACUUGCAGAUAUACAAAUUUCAUAUAGGUAACAGUCUGCAUGUGAAAAUAAGUUUAGAUAACAUGUAUAUUUUCACAUAUAUUUUUUUUUCUCAUAUAUUUUCCACAAAGAAAACAAUUGAGAUAGUUUAGAAUAGUAUUAAUGUGAGACAUAGAUUUGAAUUACAUCUCAGUAGACUCAUGAAUAUAGUUUUAAUAAGUCCGUCAGUAGCAUUGGUUACUCACUGGAUCUGGAUAGGUACUACCUCUCUCCAUGGUAGUUUUAUUUUUUCAACAUCAUUUACACAUAGUUGGCUUCACAUACACUACACUAGUCACUAAGGUGUCAUGUACUAGGCCUACCUAACGACACCUUGAAUUUUCAGGGGCAAAGUCUUUGUUUCUAAUCCUGUUAUUAUUAUUAUGAACAUUAUUAUUACUAGUGACAUUAUCAUAAUUAUAAUGCUAUUAAAAGUAUUUAUAGGAAUAAGAAUAAAACUUUUUUUCUGAGAAAAUCAAGGAUUAACAUAAGCAGGUGAUAUUAAAAAAGCCUCGUUACUGAUUAUUUGAUGACAACACACUUAUGGAAACGAUCAAUGUAAAUAAAAUGAUUAAAUUUAAAUCACAGUGGACAUGGGAUGUGUACAUGCCAUCCGAGGGUAAGUAUAUAAGAUUUAAAAAUUAGGAGGACAAAGGAGUAUGAUAUCUCAAUAUAUGUAAUGCAUUGAGAAUACUAUCAAUGAUUUGAAGUUCAAUGAGACAAUGACAGUGAUGGUGACGGUGACGAUGACUAAGAUGAAAAUGACAAUGAUUACAAGGAUGACGACAACAACUAGGACUGGGACUAGGAGUAUGACUAUAAUUAUUUUUAUGCUUAUUAUCAUUACUAUUAUUAUUAUUAUUACUAUUUUUAUUUUUAGUAGUAGUGUUAUUGUUACUAUUAUUUUUUUAUUAUUAUUGUUGUUAUUAU
Messenger RNA from Penaeus vannamei (Pacific white shrimp), 3799 nucleotides. RefSeq lists its product as uncharacterized. Lineage: Eukaryota; Metazoa; Arthropoda; Malacostraca; Decapoda; Penaeidae. The record is from RefSeq and is a predicted model, not a curated record.